This is a messenger RNA of Puccinia triticina, 438 nucleotides long. RefSeq lists its product as uncharacterized. Gene Ontology annotation, cellular component: Golgi membrane. The record is from RefSeq and is a predicted model, not a curated record. Bases 1 to 438 code for a protein of 145 amino acids. NCBI's taxonomy places the organism in Eukaryota, Fungi, Basidiomycota, Pucciniomycetes, Pucciniales, Pucciniaceae. The transcript has 3 exons.
AUGGACUUCGAGCUCGCCGCGUGGCAGAUGAGCUAUCUUUGUAUCGCCCCACGAAGAGUCUAUCGAAACGUAUACAACCACAGACAGACUAGAAACACAUGGGCAAGAUAUGACCAAGCGAUUGUGAUCCUGCUGAUAGGAUCGAUGGCCUCCGUCGGCUUCCUCUUGAACGCGCUCUAUCUACGCUCCUGGAGUCCGAUCAGCUGGCUCGGAUUGGUCUCCCGGUUCAUCUUGCAAUACGCAUUCGACAUCCAUACGAACUCAUUCUUCCCCCUCUUCCUCAACCUCUACGUCUUCCAACUCAUUCUGGCUCCCUUGGUUCUGCGCCACAAUCGGGUCUCCUUCCGGAUCGGCAGCACACUGUACGUAAUUGCAGUUAAGUCAUCUCGCCCCUUUCCAGUCAAGCUGCUCAACCGCCUCGUUUCUUUUAAAAUUUAA